GAUCCCAGCGCCUCCCUGGUGCACCCCGCUCCGCUCGCUAUCCCACGCUCUGCGUGCACGAGGGGGGGGGUAGUUUACUGCUGUUGUUGUUGUUGUCACCUGUUGUCUGCUUCGUCGCUAUCAGCCCCAGCAUCGCUAGCAUUGUCUACCGCGUCACACAGGUGUGUAUGUGUGCGAACACAUUGCACGCAGGUGUGUUAUGCACGGGAAGCAUGCCGUACACCUGUGUGCAGUACGUUCACACACACUGUGUACUCACACCGUACACCUGUGGGCAGUAUGUGUACACACAGGCAGUAUGUGUACUCACACCGUACACCUGUGGGCAGUAUGUGUACACACAGGCAGUAUGUGUACUCACACCGUACACCUGUGUGCAGUAUGUAUACACACAGGCAGUAUGUGUACUCACACCGUACACCUGUGUGCAGUAUGUAUACACACAGGCAGUAUGUGCACUCACACCGUACACCUGUGUGCAGUAUGUGUACACACAGGCAGUAUGUGUACUCACACCGUACACCUGUGGGCAGUAUGUGUACACACAGGCAGUAUGUGUACUCACACCGUACACCUGUGUGCAGUAUGUAUACACACAGGCAGUAUGUGUACUCACACCGUACACCUGUGUGCAGUAUAUAUAUACACACAGGCAGUAUGUGUACUCACACCGUACACCUGUGUGCAGUAUGUGUACACACAGGCAGUAUGUGUACUCACACCGUACACCUGUGUGCAGUAUGUAUACACAGGCAGUAUGUGUAUACACAGGCAGUAUGUGUACACACACACAGUAUGUGUACUCACACCGUACACCUGUGUACAGUACGUUCACACACAGUAUGUGUACUCACACCGUACACCCGUGUGCAGUAUGUGUACACACAGGCAGUAUGUGUACUCACACCGUACACCUGUGUGCAGUAUGUAUACACACAGGCAGUAUGUGUACUCACACCGUACACCUGUGUGCAGUAUGUAUACACACAGGCAGUAUGUGUACUCACACCGUACACCUGUGUGCAGUAUGUAUACACACAGGCAGUAUGUGUACACAGGCAGGAUGUGUACUUAUACCGUACACCUGUGUGCAGUAUGUAUACACACAGGCAGUACGUGUACACACAGGCAGUAUGUGUACUCACACCGUACACCUGUGUGCAGUAUGUAUACACACAGGCAGUAUGUGUACACACACCGUACACCUGUGGGCAGUAUGUGUACACACAGGCAGUAUGUGUACUCACACCGUACACCUGUGGGCAGUACAUAUACACACAGAAAGUAUGUGUACUCACACCGUACACCUGUGUGCAGUAUGUAUACACACACGCAGUAUGUGUACUCACACCGUACACCUGUGUGCAGUAUGUAUACACACAGAAAGUAUGUGUACACAGGCAGGAUGUGUACUUAUACCGUACACCUGUGUGCAGUAUGUAUACACACAGGCAGUACGUGUACACACAGGCAGUAUGUGUACUUACACUGUACACCUGUGUGCAGUAUAUAUACACAGGCAGUAUGUGUACUCACACCGUACACCUGUGUGCAGUAUGUAUACACACAGGCAGUAUGUGUACUCACACCGUACACCUGUGUGCAGUAUGUAUACACACAGGCAGUAUGUGUACUCACACCGUACACCUGUGUGCAGUAUGUAUACACACAGGCAGUAUGUGUACACACACCGUACACCUGUGGGCAGUAUGUGUACACACAGGCAGUAUGUGUACUCACACCGUACACCUGUGGGCAGUACAUAUACACACAGAAAGUAUGUGUACUCACACCGUACACCUGUGUGCAGUAUGUAUAUACACAACUAUAUGCUGCGGGAGACGCAUUGUGCACACAGGUAUAUGUCAGCCAGUGUACAUGCACAAGUGACCGCGCACCUGUGUCCAGCACGUGUACAGGUGUGUAUGUAUGUGCAUACAGGUAAGUGUAUGUAAGUAAUUAUAUAUUAACUGUUUGCACGUACAGGCAUAACUCUUUUUCUUUACGGUGUAGAGUUGUGUGUGUACAGGUAUGGGCAUGUAUGUAUGUUGAACUCCAUUCUCACCGUAUUUAGCCACCCGCACUAAUCGGGUGUGUUGUCUUAUGGGUGUGAUUGCAUAUCGGUGUGUGUACACGUUUAUGCUUGCAUGUAUGAUUGUGUACAUACACGAGUGUGUACUUAAAGGUAUAUAUGUAUAUACAGGUUUGUUUCUACAACCUAUGUGUUGUAGAAGUGUAGUGUUCUAGAUUUGAAGCUUUCGUGACUGCAAGGAUUCAUACUCUGUUUUUUUCGGUAAAGUCACGUAGGUAAAAUAAAAUAAAUGAUGAUGAUUUAAUUUAGUUGUUUUAAUUUAUUUUAUUUUACAUACGUGACUUUACCGAAAAAACCAAAGCGUAAGUGUAGUGUUUUUCACUGAGGCACACACUUGACUUGCAGGCAACACGUUUAUUACACAUCCCCAACAGAGCCAACUACAUAAACGGACACACGUUAACUAGACCCCAACAGGGUAACCACAUAACCAGGUCAGUCAGUAACAUCCUGACUGACCCACAAUAUCGAGCGGAGAUCGGAGAGACGUAGCGCCGAGGGUUGAGUCCAGAGAACAGCCGCAAUCGAGGCUCGGGACUCGGCCUUUAUGGGCCGCGGCGUGGCCGGGCCCCGCCCUGGGCCGUGGCGUGGCCGGGCUCCGCCCUUGGCCACACCCCCUUCCAGAUCCUUCCCGAAGACUCUGGCCCCUACAUCACAUGUCCCUCUCUCCCCCUUUUGGGCUCCCCUUGCCACCCCAUCCGGUCACGUGCCCUCUCGGGGUCACCCAGACUGUCAUGUCCUCACUCGACCUUUCUCUCACUGUCACCACGACUAUGCCCCCUCGGGCCUGCUUCCAUGGCAUACCCAUUCUGGUGUCCGAGAGAGGCUCAAGACACACAGCUCCACUCUUGUGAUGGGAGCUGGCGCGAUCCGCCAUAGUGACUACAUCACCCCCCCCCCCCCCCC
Messenger RNA from Petromyzon marinus (sea lamprey), 2998 nucleotides. The record is from RefSeq and is a predicted model, not a curated record. Lineage: Eukaryota; Metazoa; Chordata; Hyperoartia; Petromyzontiformes; Petromyzontidae.